UGUGUGUGUGUGUGUGUGUGUGUGUGUGUGUGUGUGUGUGUUUUCUUCCUUUUAAUUGCGCAAACCUCCUGAGCCUGAAAUUUAAAAAACUAGAUUUUGCCCCUGGCACCCCCCGAGAUAAUUAGCCAUCCGUCACAGCCUACAUAGCCUACUCGCAGGACUAUCUGCUUCUUUGGCUUCAGAGAGUGUCGAAGAGGUAGAUGGGGGAGGAAGUAUACUGGUAAACUGGCGCUAGUUACAAAUGAAUUAACGAAGACAAACCGAUCCCGAAUCUCUAACCGAUUCAAUCAAACCGGGUAGACCGUGGAUGGACUUUAACAGCUGAGCCACAGAGCCACGAUGUUGACGAGGCUUUUCAGUGACCCAUCGCUGCAGUCGGACGUUCACAAGUACUCCGGCUGGGCGGAGGACAGCGAGAGCGAGGACUCCAAGAUGAAAGACGACGACCUGGACCACGAACGCUGCCGACUGGGUGAUGACGACACGGACGACCCCGAGCUUAGGGGCAGCGGCGCUCACUCCGAAAACCUCGGGGAGGACGACGAUGACGACGACCUAGGUGAGGACGAGGAGGAUGAGGAUGAUGAGGGUGCUGGCGAGGGAGACGCAGAGGAUGGCAGGCCGAAGAAACGGGGGCCCAAGAAGCGUAAAAUGACCCCGGCGCGCGCCCAGCGCUCCAAGGUGCGCCGCCAGAAGGCGAACGCGCGGGAGAGGACGCGCAUGCACGACCUGAACUCGGCGCUCGACAGCCUGCGGAAAGUAGUGCCGUGUUAUUCCAAAACACAGAAACUCUCCAAAAUCGAGACUCUCCGGCUGGCUAAGAACUACAUAUGGGCUCUGUCUGAGAUACUGCGCUCUGGGAAAAGGCCCGACCUCGUGUCCUACGUCCAGACGCUGUGUAAAGGACUGUCCCAGCCCACUACGAACUUGGUGGCCGGCUGCCUGCAGCUGAACUCCCGCAACUUCUUAACAGAGCCGUGUCAGGAGUCGGGCAGAUACGCGUCCAGUUCGUUCUCCGUGCACUCGUAUCCGUACCCGUGCGCUCGCCUGGCCAGUCCGCACUGUCAGUCGGGGUCGAACUCCCUUCCGCUGAGGACACAUGGAUACUGCUCGGCCUACGACUCCCUGUACGGCGGGAGCGGGUCCCCCGAGUACAACAGUCCGGAGUACGAGGGUCCUCUUAGCCCGCCGGUUUGCAUUAACGGCAACUUUUCCCUCAAGCACCAGAGCCCACCGUCGCCUGAACACGAGAAGGGAUACCACUACUCUAUGCAUUACUCGUCCGGCCUGGCCGGCUCCAGACAAACCCCCGCCCAUAACCUGGUGUUCGGAUCGUCCGGAAUGCGGAGCGGCAUUCACAACGAAAACGUGCUGCCUUAUCACGACGUGCAUCCGCAUCACGAAAGGCCCCCCGCCUAUGAUGAACUGAACGCGUUUUUUCACAACUAAUAGUAGUAAUGAGGAGCAUAAGAAUUGAACACGCGCCUCUUACAAUCAACGAUCUAGCACAUUCUAAUAAAGUUUCACUUGUCACGCCCAUCCAUGCAACUUUCAAGCUUACGAACGGAGAGUUAUGGUGGUCGCACACCCGAUUCUUAUUUUUUGUACAUCUUUGGUUUGCGAUUUGUCAUGAUUUAUUUUUGAUUCACCACCAUAUAACCCUUCUAUAUACAACUUCAAAGAAACACAGGAAUUUGUACGACCCUGUUUGACUCGCGAUGUAAAUGCUAAACUAUGGUGGUCAAUGUCAUGUUGAGUUUUUAAUGAAAGAAGAAUCAGCAUUUUUAAGGAAAGCAAUCGUUUAACAUCUAUGCAAGUUUGAUAAAGAAUUGCAAAGACUACCGCGAGGUAACAAUCCCCUAAAAACGGUCAUUUUGAGGCCUAUCUUUCACCUUAUCUGGGCACACACAAUUGUACAGGGCAAACGCACGCACGCACACAAACACACACGCGCGCGCGCACACACACACACACACACACACACACACACACACACACACACACACACACACACACACACACACACACACACACACACACACACACACACACACAGACACACGUGUACAUAUAAAAAGAGCAAACGAAAUUGAGAAAUGUGGGCCUAUAGCCAAACACGUUUUGAAUAUUACACACAAGAAAAAGAAAGAAUGAAAAUUCCUUUACGAUGAUUUAUAACGUUUUAGCACUAUUCUUUAUUUUCACCAUCGUUUUAUUGGGGAAAUGUGUAACAAUUUCAUAUUUUAAAUUGUACUAUUAUUAUUAUUAUUUAUACAUGUAUUUAUUGUGUUAAAUUAUUAAUAAUGUUGCUGGUCCUGGGAAAGGGGGAUCCAUGUGUUAAUGGUUUUCUUUCCCUCAUGAAAAAGUUAUAAUUUGUAUGCAAUGUGUGUUAAAAUAAACGAUGAUAAAUCUAUUU
Messenger RNA from Gadus morhua (Atlantic cod), 2416 nucleotides. RefSeq names its product neurogenic differentiation factor 2. The record is from RefSeq and is a predicted model, not a curated record. Gene Ontology annotation, cellular component: nucleus. The transcript is spliced from 2 exons. Gene Ontology annotation, biological process: positive regulation of transcription by RNA polymerase II; axon development; sensory organ development. Gene Ontology annotation, molecular function: protein dimerization activity; DNA-binding transcription factor activity, RNA polymerase II-specific; E-box binding. Bases 340 to 1449 code for a protein of 369 amino acids. Lineage: Eukaryota; Metazoa; Chordata; Actinopteri; Gadiformes; Gadidae.